Silurus meridionalis is the source of this 1848-nucleotide messenger RNA. It is a transcript of the gene phkg2, whose product is annotated as phosphorylase kinase, gamma 2 (testis). The record is from RefSeq and is a predicted model, not a curated record. The coding region runs from base 17 to 1231 and encodes 404 amino acids. Gene Ontology annotation, cellular component: phosphorylase kinase complex. The transcript has 10 exons. Gene Ontology annotation, biological process: protein phosphorylation; glycogen biosynthetic process. NCBI's taxonomy places the organism in Eukaryota, Metazoa, Chordata, Actinopteri, Siluriformes, Siluridae. Gene Ontology annotation, molecular function: phosphorylase kinase activity; calmodulin binding; ATP binding.
CUACAGUGGGACUGAGAUGAACAGCAGAAGAAGAACCUGUAGUUCCGCGGUUGUGACGAUGACUCGUGAUCUAAUGCUUGGAGAGGAAAUGCCCCACUGGGUGGGAGCCAAAGAGUUCCACCAGAAGUAUAAAUCAAAGGAAGUCAUUGGCAGGGGGGUAAGCAGCGUGGUGCGUAGGUGUGUAAACAAGCACACAGGACAAGAAUUUGCUGUUAAGAUUAUUGAGAUUACAGCAGAGAAGAUGACUGCUGAGCAGUUGGAAGAGGUGAAGAGUUCAACACUGAAAGAGAUCCAUGUUCUUAAUGUGCUGAAAGGACACCCAUCCAUCAUUACACUCAUCGAUUCCUAUGAAUCUGCAACCUUUAUCUUUUUGGUUUUUGACCUCAUGAGAAGAGGAGAGCUGUUUGACUACUUAACAGAAAAAGUCACUCUCAGUGAAAAGGAGACCAGAAGUAUGAUGCGUGCUCUCCUGGAAGCAGUCCACUAUCUCCAUUCCCUUAAUAUCAUACACCGAGACCUCAAGCCUGAAAAUAUCCUUUUGGAUGACCAGGGUCAUAUUAAACUAUCUGACUUUGGCUUUUCAGUUCAGCUACAACCUGACCAAAAGCUGAGAGAGCUGUGUGGUACUCCGGGCUAUCUUGCACCAGAGAUUCUGAAAUGCUCAAUGGAUGAAACACAUGAAGGAUAUGGAAAAGAGGUCGACUUGUGGGCCUGUGGUGUGAUUCUGUUCACUCUUCUUGCUGGAUCUCCACCCUUCUGGCACCGUAAACAGAUGCUGAUGCUAAGAAUGAUCAUGGAGGGUCGGUAUCAGUUUAGCUCUCCAGAGUGGGAUGACAGGUCUGAUACUGUCAAGGACUUGAUCUCAAGGCUUUUAGUCCUGGAUCCCACAGUUCGUCUAACAGCUGAACAAGCCUUAACUCAUCCCUUUUUCCUUCAGUACCAAAAGGAGGACGUUCGUCGCUUCAGCCCCAGAAAGACAUUCAGGGUGUUAAUCCUGACCGUCUUGUCCUGUAUCCGUAUGUACUGUCGCUACAACCGGGCCAGACCUCUGACGCGAGAGCUCCUAAUGAGAGACCCUUACUCUUUACGAGCUGUACGCAAACUCAUCGAUGGCUGUGCUUUCCGCAUAUAUGGCCACUGGGUCAAGAAAGGAGAACAACAGAACCGAGCUGCUCUCUUCCAGAACACCACUAAAAUCGUUUUACUUGGUCUGGAGGACUUUGAAAGCUAAACGCCAUUUUUCAUUUUUAUUCUUAAACCAGUUAGCUAAGAUAAUAUUAUUAUUAUUAUUAUUAUUUUCUUACUUUUGUAAUUAAUAGGGUUCAGGGAACACGGAUAUCAAUCCAGUCACACAAACAGGCACUCGAACCACAAUAGAACUAUUUAUUCAUAAAUAACGAGAACUACUUUUCUUUGUUACAUGUGAGUUAUUGAGUUCACUUUUAACUUCUUAGCCUUUUUUUUUAUAUUUAAUCAUAAACCUUACUGUAUUUAACUUUAAAACUUCAAAAGUUUUGUUAUAAAUGUAACCGUCCUGGUGAUUUGUGGACAGUAUACAUUUUAAGAACAUAAACUAAAUGCAUAAAAGCUCUUACAUGUCGUUUAUAGUAACCCAUGUGUGUACGAUGGAUACAUUCCUGUUCACUUAAUUUUUUUAAUGUAUUAAUUUGCUCUCCAUUUGAAAACCAACCCAUUAAUUUGAAAUAUUUAUCAAUGAGUACUGUAUAAAGCUACGAUUGAUUUUAAUCUGCAUGAUCACUGUCAGGAUUUCUUUAUAUAUUAAUGUGUAAUUUAUCUGUUAAUAUUCUGAACUUGAUUCAUUAAAUAAAUCUUUGCAUUUUAUUUGAA